AUGUCCAGCGUGCUCUUGAAUCCUGACUUUAGAGAAGGAAUCUCGCUGCCUCUGAGUACAUUCUACGAGGAGAUACGAUUACAUCAGGCACAGUACAGCAAACACAGGCUCGUGAAGGCGACGCACUACAAAGAGCAAACUGCGGUGGCCCACGAGUUCCUGAUUCUUGAUGUCUUCGAUGGGAAGCACCUACUCUCCCUGCGGGUUGAGCGGCGGCCUACUACGAAGAAGCCCGAAGGACCAUCCACAACCACGUUCCCUCACCCAUAUGUGCGCAUCACCGACGACCGCAUCAGCCGCGCGCCGCCCGACUUCAAACCCUCUAGCUUCUACAAGAUCGUCGUGAUGCGCUGCCCCACGAAGCCGCUCUUCUCGCUUCCCGACGUGUGCACCAUCUUCCACAUGAUAUACGAAAGCUCGCCGAAUUAUUCCCUCCUCUCGAACCAGUGUUACUGGUUCUGUGCGGUGUUCCUCUGGGGGCUCGAGAAAAAGGUGAAGGUGGCUAAGACGAAGGGGAAGGACUAUGACCUGCGCGGGACCUUCGCGAAAGCGAUCAGAGUCCUUGGGGACGAGCAGGUGGAGAAGGACAUCGACGAGUACAAUGAGAGACUGCAGAGGGACAGAGAGGAAUCGGCACUCCUGGAGCGGCUUACAGCCAAGCAAAUAUACUUUGUCGCGCUGGAACAGAAGCGGCGCAGCAGCGCCGACUCGACGAAGAAGACGCUGGUCGUGGUCAACCCGCUGCUCGAGACCAGCGAAAACAAGCGGAGGAGAGAGGAGCUGGCUGUCAAGUCCAUGUUCGCGAAGGUCGUGCAGACUGCCGGAGAUAAUAGGGAUGAUGAGAAGGGCGACGCAGUCUUGCAGGGGUUGAUGUCUCCGCUGCCGAGUCCCAAGGGAGAACGAGAGAUCCACUUCGUCGCAUCUCCACCCCCGUCUCCGCCAUCGUCUCCGGGGAGCCUUCGUCCAACAUUACUUUGCAGAUGGUUUCAGCCUGGUACUGUAUGA
This is a messenger RNA of Sparassis crispa, 1005 nucleotides long. RefSeq lists its product as hypothetical. NCBI's taxonomy places the organism in Eukaryota, Fungi, Basidiomycota, Agaricomycetes, Polyporales, Sparassidaceae. The record is from RefSeq and is a predicted model, not a curated record. The transcript has 2 exons. The coding region runs from base 1 to 1005 and encodes 334 amino acids.